Gigantopelta aegis is the source of this 723-nucleotide messenger RNA. Its product is annotated as integrin alpha-8-like. Lineage: Eukaryota; Metazoa; Mollusca; Gastropoda; Neomphalida; Peltospiridae. Gene Ontology annotation, biological process: integrin-mediated signaling pathway; cell-matrix adhesion; cell-cell adhesion. The coding region runs from base 10 to 723 and encodes 237 amino acids. The transcript is spliced from 7 exons. Gene Ontology annotation, molecular function: integrin binding. The record is from RefSeq and is a predicted model, not a curated record. Gene Ontology annotation, cellular component: external side of plasma membrane; integrin complex.
CCGUCCAGUAUGCAUUCUCGUAAAGUAGUUUUAUACAUCUUUAUUUACUUCACUUUUAUUCCAAUGCUGCAGUGUUAUAACAUGGACACCGAACACGCUACAUUGUAUCUGGGCCGAAGUAACGAUAGUUUGUUUGGAUUUGCAGUGGAGUUUAUUAAAACAGAAACAGGAUAUGAAUUGUACAUCGGAGCCCCGAAAGAAAACACGACAGUGGAGGAAACUGGAGCAGUGUAUAUAUGUAACGUCAAUCAAGAUCUCUGCAGACAGUUUUAUCAGGGCAAUCAAAAUGAUAACAAUCAAAACGUCAACUCGGACAGAUCACCUUAUUACAAGGAAAUGUUUGGAUCAACUAUCACCUAUGUGAAUGACACGGCAGAGGUGUGUGCGUACCGAUGGACAGAUAAGUCAUUUGAAAGUCAGAACUAUUGGUUCAUGCCCGGGCGUUGUCGCCAUGUGAACAAGAAAUCAAGUGUUAUAGCCGACAUACCGUUACCCAAUAAGCAAAAGUACAUCGAUGAGUCGCGUCAGGAAUUCAUGUACGGAAUGGCUCAAGCUGGUUUCUCCGCCGAUGGAAACAAGGAUGACCUUUUCAUCUUAGGAGCACCUGGCAUGGCCGAAUGGCGAGGUGGAUUUGUGGUAUUCCGUGAAAAUUUCUUGGAGUUUGAUGACCAGUAUGACUUGCCAAUAUUUUCCUACCUCGGCAAGUGUCUGAUGCUGUCUUGA